This is a messenger RNA of Armigeres subalbatus, 860 nucleotides long. RefSeq lists its product as uncharacterized. Lineage: Eukaryota; Metazoa; Arthropoda; Insecta; Diptera; Culicidae. The transcript has 5 exons. The record is from RefSeq and is a predicted model, not a curated record. Bases 28 to 828 code for a protein of 266 amino acids.
UCCGGAACGAAAUCUCACUCCAUCAAAAUGAAGUCAUCAAGCCGGGUGUGGGUCAUCAGCGUGAUCGCGUCCAUGAUCGCACACGAUUCCGCCGGAUUAAGCCAUAACGACACCGCUGAGAUAAUUCCGAGCGAACCGAGCCAUCAUCAGCGAUCAAAACGGUCGCUGUUUUUCCCCUACAAUGCUGCCCAGGGUCUUAUUGCGGCAAUCGCGAUCCCGUUAGGCGUCCCGGAUCGGAACAUCUUCAUGUCGUACAAUUUCGAGGGAAACUACAACGACCCGACGCAGUCCAACGUCUUCACCGAGGGACUGUUCAACUUUAUUAUUGGUGAUCUGGGGCUGCCACUUACAUCUCCCCUGCUUCAAAUUCAUCGUUCUUUGGACGAAAACCCGGCUGUGAUCGACAAAUCUGCUACCACGGCCCAAAUCGAAGACGAAAUCACAACAACUGAUCCUACGAUGAUUUCCCCAUCGAGCCACCCGAUCCAGCCUGCGGGAGACCUUCUCAAAACCCUAUUUCGCCGAUCGGCGACCUUCACGCGCAAAAAAGCUUACCGCGCCAUUGAGUCGCAUAUUAAAAGGACCGGUCUCGAUGGCAAGAAGUGCCUUCUGAGGGCUAUUUGUGAAGCAUCCGAAAUUCCGCUGGGGGAAAACAAUGGCGUUGUUGGUGAUAUCAUACAUAUUCUUCUGAGCCCAUCGACUUCUGUGGACGAAGGACUACCACCAGAGUUUUACAAGGCAGAGAGGCUCGGUCGGGAAGGUCGGUGCCAGAAGUAUCGCAAACAUUGCGAUGAGAACGUUCUGGAUCACAUAAGCUUUUUGCUCUAAAAUCGGCCUGAAAUAAUGAAUCAUGACAUAAU